Molecule: messenger RNA, 384 nt
Organism: Opisthorchis viverrini
Lineage: Eukaryota; Metazoa; Platyhelminthes; Trematoda; Opisthorchiida; Opisthorchiidae
Exons: 3
Coding region: 1-384 (127 amino acids)
Source: RefSeq, a predicted model, not a curated record
AUGAAGGCGUCCAAAAUCCAACUCAGUACUAUGGGAUCUUCACAUCCUCCUGGCUAUCAACCGUAUAAUUUUCCUCACACGUGGUUGGAAACUCUACAGGACAUGGCACAUAACCGGCCCGAGUGGCAAGCAUGCUGUCAAUUCCUAGUGAACCGUCCAGCUGAAGUUAGCCCGUCGUUGUGUACUGGGCUCUUGGUAUUUUAUCCGGUCGGGAAGGAAGCCAAGCAAGCAAAACAGCUCAGUCAUUUCGAACAAGCAAACAGCAAACAGCCGCUGGAAGAGGUACAGAAAUCAAGUCCACCACAACGUCUGCAGUUUUUACAAGCAGACCACUUUGAGCCAUGGCCACCGGGCAUGCUCACGGUGGAGCUCGAGUAUGCUUAA